This is a messenger RNA of Tinamus guttatus (white-throated tinamou), 1277 nucleotides long. RefSeq names its product SEC22 homolog A, vesicle trafficking protein (gene SEC22A). Gene Ontology annotation, biological process: endoplasmic reticulum to Golgi vesicle-mediated transport. Lineage: Eukaryota; Metazoa; Chordata; Aves; Tinamiformes; Tinamidae. The record is from RefSeq and is a predicted model, not a curated record.
UUCUGAGAGUUAGCUACAAGAUUCAGAGUUUCUCCGGCCUUGCUCUCACCUGCUACAUUUCCUAAGACAGGACAUGGAGCUGUGGGUCCUUUCUUCCCUGUAGGUGCUAAUGAGGUUACUUAUUUUACCAGAGGAAAUGCAGAUCCGUGAAAUUCCGUUUUGUGCAAGUUGUUGUUAACUCUGUUGGCAAUGUCUAUGAUUUUAUCUGCCUCUGUGGUCCGUGUGAGGGAUGGACUCCCACUGUCUGCAUCUACCGAUUAUGAACAAAGUUCAGGAGUGCAAGAAUGUAGGAAAUAUUUUAAAAUGCUCUCAAAGAAACUUUCUCAGCUUCCUGAUAGAUGUACUCUGAAAACUGGGCAGUAUAAUAUAAACUUUAUCAGUUCUCUGGGAGUGAGCUAUAUGAUGUUGUGCACUGAAAAUUAUCCCAGUGUCCUGGCUUUCUGUUUCCUGGAUGAGCUUCAGAAGGAGUUCAUUACUACCUACAAUAUGAUGAAGACAAACACUGCUAUCAGACCAUACUGUUUUAUAGAGUUUGAUAAUUUCAUUCAGAGGACCAAACAGAGGUACAACAACACGCGCUCUUUGUCCACAAAGAUGAAUCUUGCUGACAUGCAGACAGAAAUCAAAUUGAGGCCGCCUUACCAAAUUUCAGUGUCAGAACUCAAUUCUGCUAAUGGAUUUGCACACUUGUCUGCUGCAGAUUAUAAGGGUACUGGUAAGAUUUCUGCUGCUCCUCAUCAGCGCCUGGAACCUGUAACUCUGCCAGGGAUUGUCUCAUUUGUGCUUAGUCUGCUGUGUGGGGCUUUGAAUUUAAUUCGUGGCUUUCAUGCCAUUGAAAGUCUUCUACAGAACGAAGGCGAAGACUUCAGUUAUGUUAUUGCAUUUUUUCUUGGAACAGCAGCCUGCUUGUACCAGUGUUACCUAUUUGUGUAUUACACAGGCUGGAGGAAUGUCAAAUCCUUCCUGACUUUUGGGCUCAUUUGCCUGUGUAACAUGUAUCUGUAUGAACUGCGCAAUCUGUGGCAGCUCUUCUUUCACGUGACUGUGGGGGCGUUUUCUACGUUACAAAUACGGCUGAGACAACCACAGGGGAAGUCCCCAGAUUACAAUGUCUGACAAGUCCUGGAACGGUUCAAGGCAACCUUGGUCCAGCUGUUUUCACUCUCAGGAAUGUAAAGCUGUUCUCUAAAAGAAGACGCUCUCUGGAUGGGACAUUUUAUUUGUUUUGUUCUUUGUGGGUUUUGUUUCGUUCUGUUUUGUAAGGCAGUGUAAGAUGC